AACCAACCAUCAAUCAAUCAAUCAAUCAAUCAACAUCCUAUCCUAUCUCACUUCAAAGGUCAAUCCAUCCAUUCUUUCUUGCUUGUAUCACCACCGAUCCAAUUGAAUCAGGUAACAUGUCAAAAGUUAUUCGUCGUCACUCCGAACCUCGCCCCCAAGAUGUGUCUCAUACUCCAGACAUACCCCGGACCAGCUCCAAGCGUAAAUCAAUGGAUGUAGCACAAUCUAGUACAUCCACAUCGAAUAUCAAUGGGUCUCAUCGUAAAUCCAUUGAUGGCAGUACGCGAAAACGCACAGAGGAUCAAUUACAGCCUGUUCCGGAAAGCCAGGCGACACAAACCAAGCCAUCCACCUCCAAGAAACCUAGCAUCUUGAACCCCCUCAAGAAAGCCUCGUCUCAAAAAAGACACGUCUCUGCAGCAGAUGCUUCCUCUCAACUUGCUAAGAAACCUAAAUUAGAUAUUCUCAACAAACCAUCCAAAAAGAAAUCUUUACCACAAUUAUCUUCGAAAUCAUCAGGUCUUUCUCUUCCUGAAUCUUCCGAUAGGAAUGACGUUCCAACGGCCAGAUGUCACCAAUGUCGAUCAGAGUUUGUACUAGAACAAAUCUUGAUAUGUCAAAACACUAAACCGCCAACUCAAAAAGGAAGGCCAGCCGACAAUGGGAACUUAGCUCCGGUACGGGAAUCCACUUCAAAGUGGGGAAGAGAUAGAAAAGAUAAGGCCUGUACUCACUUCACCAUAUGUUUGGACAUGUCCGAUGUGUAUGGAUUAUUGCAAUUGCUCUCCUUGCAGGAAACGGAAAGGUUUACUUCCCACUGGACGAUUGGUGAAAAUUGCUGCAGAAGGCGGUUACGCCUCGGUGCGGCAGCUACUCGAAGUAGUUCCAAAUGCGCAGCACUUGCCAAUAAUAAAAAACAAAGACUAGAUGAAGCAAAAGAGUCUGGCAUCACGCCAAAGCCUACGAAGAGUAAAGAUGGGAAGCCGCAAGAAGACAAAGCCGCCAAAGGAUCAGACUCGAAGCCUAAGAAGCAGGUCAAGCCCAAGUCGGGAGUUGUGGUCGCCAUUCCAGCUCUUGGAAAAGAGAAGACCAACAAAUCUAGCCAGUCCAAAGAGACCAAGGGUGAUCUUUCGAGCAAAAAACUUGAAUCAGCAUUGCAAGCGAAGACUUCUACGGGUCCAUCGAGCUUUAAUCCAAAAGUUGCUACCUCCAGUGGAUCAAGUGACCUUACACAGCCGUCGACCUCACAGGGUGGUUCAAGUGACGCUCAAGUACAACCCGCCGUCCCGAAAGUACCCGUCAAACGAGGUCCCAAGCUUGUCCUAGCGCCUGAAUGUUUUUCUUCGAUUCCAACUGGUGAAUUGAGUUCUGAACAGAUCCAACUGAGGAUUCACGCUCGAGAGUUCGUAUGUCGCUUUAGGUCUCUUCUACCAGGCUUGGGUCGGACGGAACAUGCGAAUUCGAAGAAUGAAACUCAACGGGUUGAGAAAAUACUUGAUAGUAUGGAUGACAUUGUUAAUUUUUGGAUUGACGAUGAGGGUGGUAUGCGAGCGAUCAUGAGUGGAUUAGUCAAGUUGAUACUCAGUGAAAUUGACCCAGAAGAACCAAAUGAGAAAGAAAUUCUGUUAUCGGAUAGUAGUUAUGAGACGUUGGUUCAACUUAACAAGGAGAGUAAACUGAGUGGUAUGAUUCCGACUCCUUAUCAUUCAGCUUCUUCUGUGUGUUGGUCGACUGCUCAAACAUUUCUCACGCAAGAAGGACUACAUACUCAGCUCACGAAGAAUAACAAGAAUGUAUAUAUUGAUAGUGCACCUUCUUCAGAUACACGACUCUCACGCGUGAGAGUGCUACCUGAACAAAAGGUAGCCGUCAUAACUGGGUUGAUCGAUGUGGCUUUUCGUGGGAAGAUCUUGGCUGAUGAUCUACUUCAAGGUGUCGAAAGGGAACGAAUAGCCAAAGCUGACAUUGUUAAAGAUCGAGUGAAAAUCAAUAAACAAUGGGCAGAAGAUAAAGCUCAACUUGUGGCUGUUAUGCCAUCUAAAGAGUCAUUGAUUAAGACUGAUCCUCCUUUGAAGGGUAAACAACUACAAAAAAUGCAAGAAGAAGAAGAAGAGCGAUUACGCGCCUUGGGUGAAUGGGAAGUACGAAUGGCACAGGUGGAAUCCGAUCAUAAAAAUGGAUUACGGUUAGCCGGUAUUGCGCAAUACCUUGCUGGAUCAACGAACCGACUCAGAUUCCUGCCGAUUGGUCAAGAUACGAGAGGCAACUUAUAUUAUAUUCUAAGUAGUACACCAGGUCGACUUUAUCCAGAAGAACAAACCGAAUUAGCGUACGCAUGGAGUUAUAAUCUGCUUAUACAUGGAUCAGAACCAAGUGAUUUAAUCCAACCUGUUAAAAAACCCAAUCAAGCGGUUAUUGAAAAAUCUUCAAAAGAAUCAUUACCGGAAGAUGAAGAUGUAGAUAUGCUUGAAGGAGGUCAACGUGAUCCAAAUGAUCAAUGGAUUCGAAUUUCAAGUCCUAUUGAAAUUAGAAAACUGGGAUCAUGGAUCGAAUAUGAAGCUAAAUUGAUUGAACACAAACAAUUGAAAAACAUUGAUGAAUCAGAUCAAGUAUUAAAAGAAUCUUUAGACGGUAGUACUAGUAUUGGGGCUGUUAAGAGUAUGGCUUCUUUGGUGGAACAAAUCAACACGUUUGCUGAAUAUCUUGAAUUGAAAAUCACAGAAUCAGAUGAUCAAUUAGGAACAAGAUCAGCUAAAAAUCGAAAUAAUCUUACUACUAAAUAA
This is a messenger RNA of Melampsora larici-populina 98AG31, 2783 nucleotides long. RefSeq lists its product as uncharacterized. The transcript has 7 exons. Bases 117 to 2783 code for a protein of 888 amino acids. Lineage: Eukaryota; Fungi; Basidiomycota; Pucciniomycetes; Pucciniales; Melampsoraceae. The record is from RefSeq and is a predicted model, not a curated record.